Polyodon spathula (Mississippi paddlefish) is the source of this 3677-nucleotide messenger RNA. Its product is annotated as ATP-binding cassette sub-family D member 2-like. The record is from RefSeq and is a predicted model, not a curated record. The transcript is spliced from 10 exons. Gene Ontology annotation, cellular component: peroxisomal membrane. Gene Ontology annotation, biological process: peroxisome organization; fatty acid beta-oxidation; very long-chain fatty acid catabolic process. Gene Ontology annotation, molecular function: long-chain fatty acid transmembrane transporter activity; ATP binding; ATP hydrolysis activity. The coding region runs from base 211 to 2430 and encodes 739 amino acids. NCBI's taxonomy places the organism in Eukaryota, Metazoa, Chordata, Actinopteri, Acipenseriformes, Polyodontidae.
GAGUAGCCAACAAGAAAAACUGCAAAAAUGUAUGACAGAACGCUACAAUUGAUGCUGUCUUGCGGUGCAGAGGCUGUAACUGUCAGUAGAAUGCGCAGUUUGAUUUCUUGCAGGUUUUAUUUUUGCCUUUUUAGUUGUAGAAUUUAAAGCUGUAUAUGAGCCGGGUCAAUAAAUACCAGGAUUAGCAAGAUUGUAUUUUAUUGCUGAAAGAUGUCCAAUAUUUUACAUGCAGGCGCUAAAGUGAAAUGGAACCAGUCAGCUGCAGCAAAACGAGCAGCGUUUCUUGUAGCUGCUGUCUAUGGAGUGAAAACACUGUACCCUAUAAUUUGCAAGCAGAUCAACAAAAGAUCAGAGCCAGUGAAGUCAACAGCCUGCACAUCAGAGAAAAAAAACGGAUUAUUAUUACAAGGAUCAGAAAUAGCAUCAACAAGAUCUCCGGGUGUAAAUGCAGAGUUUCUUAACCAGAUUCUUCAACUUGUAAAAAUCCUCUUCCCAAAGAUCGUCACUAAAGAGCUGGGGUUGCUUUGCUUGCAUUCUUUGGCGUUAAUCUCCAGAACAUUUUUGUCUAUUUAUGUGGCCGGUUUGGACGGAAAAAUCGUGAAGACUAUAGUUGAAAAGAAGCCGAGGAGCUUCGUCAUCAAAUUAAUGAAAUGGCUUCUUAUAGCCAUACCGGCCACAUUUGUCAAUAGCGUAAUACGUUAUUUGGAGUGCAAGCUUGCUUUGACCUUUCGCACUCGCCUUGUGGAUCAUGCGUAUAAAACAUAUUUUACAAAUCAGACAUACUAUAAAGUCACCAAUAUGGACGGGAGACUGGCGAAUCCAGACCAGUCCCUCACUGAGGACAUCAUGAUGUUUUCACAAUCGGUUGCACAUUUGUAUUCCAACCUUACCAAACCAAUUUUAGAUGUGAUACUAACCUCUUACACCCUCAUUCAAACUGCUAGAUCAAGGGGGGCCAACGCAUCAGGACCAACCUUGUUAGCUGGAUUAGUGGUGUAUGCUACGGCGAAGGUUCUGAGAGCAUGCUCCCCGAAAUUUGGGAAACUGGUGGCAGAGGAGGCACACAGGAAAGGUUACUUGCGUUAUGUGCAUUCCCGUAUCAUUGCCAAUGCUGAAGAGAUUGCAUUUUAUAGAGGGCACAAGGUAGAGAUGAAGCAGCUGCAGAAAUGUUACAAGGCCCUUGCUGAUCAGAUGCACUUAAUUUUGUCAAAGCGCCUUUGGUACAUCAUGAUAGAGCAGUUCCUGAUGAAGUAUGUGUGGAGCAGCUGUGGCUUAGUCAUGGUGGCAGUACCCAUAAUCACAGCCACUGGUUUUGCUGAUAACGAGUUAGAAAAUGGACAAACACAGGUUUUGGUUAGUGAAAGAACUGAAGCUUUCACUACAGCCCGUAACCUUCUGGCCUCCGGAGCUGAUGCUAUUGAGAGAAUAAUGUCUUCCUACAAAGAGGUCACUGAACUUGCGGGCUACACUGCUCGAGUCCAUAAUAUGUUUUUGGUCUUCGAUGAAGUACAGAAAGGAGUUUACAAGAGAUCCACUGUUACUCAGACUGCUGCAUCAGACAACACAAAGGCAGCUAAACCUGAAAUGCACAUCACUGGCCCCCUUGAAAUCAAUGGACAUGUCAUUGACGUGGAUAACGGAAUCAUAUGUGAAAAUGUUCCAAUCAUCACUCCCAAUGGUGAUGUGGUUGCUUCCAGCUUAAAUUUUAAGGUGGAGGAAAAGAUGCAUCUCCUAAUCACUGGUCCUAAUGGCUGUGGCAAGAGUUCUUUAUUCAGGAUUCUGAGUGGUCUGUGGCCUGUCUAUGGCGGGCUUCUAUACAAGCCUCCGCCCCAGCACAUGUUCUAUAUUCCACAGAGACCCUACAUGUCGAUAGGAACUUUGCGGGAUCAAGUCAUAUACCCUGAUUCUGUAGAAGACAUGCAUGACAAAGGCUACAGAGACCUGGACCUAGAAAUCAUUCUGGACAUUGUCACUUUGAAUCAGAUAGUUCAGAGAGAGGGUGGUUGGGAUGCAGUUACAGAUUGGAAGGAUGUUUUGUCUGGUGGAGAGAAACAGAGGAUGGGCAUGGCAAGGAUGUUUUAUCACAGACCAAAAUAUGCUUUACUAGAUGAGUGUACAAGUGCUGUCAGCAUUGAUGUGGAGGGAAAGAUUUUUCAGGCUGCAAAGGAUGCUGGAAUUUCUCUUCUUUCUAUCACACAUAGGCCGUCCCUCUGGAAGUACCACACUCACCUCCUGCAGUUUGAUGGUGAAGGCGGUUGGCGUUUUGAACAGCUGGAUACAGCGACUCGACUCUCCCUCACAGAGGAGAAACAAAGGCUUGAGUCACAGCUCGCCGGGAUUCCCAAAAUGCAGCAUAGACUCAAUGAACUGUGCAAGAUCCUGGGGGAGGACUCUGUCCUCAAGACUACUGCUCGUGAGGGUGAGGAGUAAACAUUUUCCCUUUUCUAGCCAAGGGAACAAAGAAGCAAACCCGAACAAGUGAUAAAAAGGGUGUGUAUUUCACAUCUUGUUUGAUUAUAUGUUAUUUGCUUAAUCUGUCAGAGCACAGUAUCACUUUUUCAUUUAAUAGUCUUUUGUUAAACAAUUUUACCACAUUACACUAGAAUUAUUGUAAAAGGUGGUGAUGUAUUGUAACUACAGUAUGUGUUUACAAACACUAUCAAAGAUUUUAGCACUUUACCCAAUUGUUUGUAAAAACAAAAGUUGCAACACUUUGAUCUAGUACUUUUAUGUGUUGUGCGGAAAGAAAAUGAGAAAUUAACAUGUUUACAAAAAAGAGAAUGUAUUUGCUAACCAUGUUUAGUAUACUGUGCUAAAUUCUAUGAUCAUUUUUUAAAUUUUAGUUUUUUUCUGAAUCUUAUUUUACAUCAGAGCCUAGACUGUCAAAAACAGUGUGUGAUAUAUGCAAAAACAUUACAUGCUGGUUUUGUCAAGGUAUGUCUGCCAAAAUGCAACUAGCAUUUUUGGUUGAAAGAAAAUCAUACUGUUAAUGUUACAAAACUAGUAACACUCAACUCAGAAAGCCCAUUCCAGGACCCAAGGGUGUGCUUAAGAUGAUAGUUAUUAGUUUUCUAACAGCUUCAUUUUUCUUUUACAAAAAGCAGAACAUUUUGGCAAGAAUACCUUUUUAAAUCAGAUCCAAGGCCCUUAUUCACUAAUAAUGCAUUAUUUUUGGUUUUGGAAAUCCUAAUGCAUUUAUUGUUUUUGCAGUACAUUAACAGUCUUGAUUUAACAAAUGGUGGCUUUAUCUACAUUCACCUGUCCACGCAAAGGCCUUCCUAAGAUAAUUUACCUUUAGCCACUUUUAUAUUGGGACAUACCUCAUGCAUUAACAAAUACAGGUAAGAAAAUGGUCAAAUCUACUGAAGGGUCAGGUAAGAGAAACAGCGAGAUGUUUAGGAGCAGGUUGUAUUGCUUGGGGAGUUGUUGUGUAGCUGCUUCAGCCAGUUUGGCAGCAGGGUGCCAAACUGGCUGGAGUUCUUUAAAAAAUGUAAAUGUCACAGAAAUUGAAGGAUAAAAAUAUUGUAAUAAAUUAGGACAUCGUGACAUAAUGCAAAAAAAGGCAAAGAUUAAUUUUCUUUUAAAUAUUUAGACCUAAAUAAUUUUAACCAGGCAUACUUUUGGCCAACUUAGGUGGCAAACAACAACAGAUAGCAAAACUGGCUUGUUAAAGCAAC